GUAUACGUUCGUGACGUCACUGUGUGCGUGAUGACGUUGUAAUGGAGGUUCAGAGGUGGCAGCUGUGGGUUGAUAUCAAUGACUGUCGGUAUUUGGAAUAUAAAACUGUUUAAAAGUUAGUUAAAAGGCCCUGACCGUUUUUAAACAAGGUCAAACAAAUAAAGAAGGACCACAAUUCCAUGGUCAUUUUCUCGAUUGAGAGUUUGUUUGUUUGUUUUUGAUGCCUUGCUUGUAGAGCUGGCACUAUGCCCGCGGCUACUGUGGAUCAUAGCCAAAGAAUAUGUGAGGUUUGGGCUGACAACCUGGAUGAAGAACUCAAAAGGAUCCGCCAGGUCAUUAGAAAAUACAACUACAUUGCCAUGGACACAGAGUUUCCAGGUGUAGUUGCGAGACCGAUUGGAGAGUUCAGAAGCAAUGCUGACUACCAGUACCAGUUACUGCGAUGUAAUGUAGACUUGCUAAAGAUUAUCCAGCUGGGCCUUACCUUUAUGAAUGAACAGGGUGAAUAUCCACCGGGAACUUCAACAUGGCAGUUCAAUUUUAAGUUUAACCUCACGGAGGACAUGUAUGCACAGGACUCCAUCGAGCUCUUGACAACAUCAGGCAUCCAGUUCAAGAAGCAUGAGGAGGAGGGGAUCGAGACAUUGUACUUGGCUGAACUGCUCAUGACCUCAGGGGUGGUGCUCUGUGAGGGUGUCAAGUGGCUUUCUUUCCACAGUGGCUAUGACUUUGGCUAUCUGAUCAAGAUUCUGUCCAACUCUAACCUGCCCGAAGAGGAAGUGGACUUCUUUGAGAUCCUUCGCCUGUUCUUCCCCAUCAUAUAUGAUGUCAAGUACCUCAUGAAGAGCUGCAAAAACCUCAAGGGUGGGCUACAGGAAGUGGCAGAACAGCUGGAGCUGGAGAGGAUUGGCCCCCAGCACCAAGCUGGCUCAGACUCACUACUGACAGGCAUGGCAUUCUUCAAGAUGAGAGAGAUGUUCUUUGAGGAUCAUAUCGACGAUGCGAAGUACUGUGGUCACUUGUACGGGCUGGGUUCAGGCUCUGCAUACGUCCAGAACGGCACAGGGAACGCCUACGAGGAGGAAGCCAAUAAACAGCUGUCAUGACAUCAUCACUGGGAUCUUUCUGGAUGGUCUGCUCUAGUCAAUUACUACGACGACUGGAAUAAUGGAAGAACAAAAUCAUUGUGUGUGUGUUUGUGCUUAAAAUCAUGUUUUUUUUCUAUGAAAGCAGUUUAGAGGGGCUGGUUGGUUCAUUUAGAUUUCACAUGAAGCGCUUGAAGAGAAACAAGGGAUUUUAGUUUUUCAAACUUUUUCUGUAGAAAUUUUGCACUUUAAAGCUCCUAACCAGAUCCAUGAUUUUAUAUGAAAAGCUAAGUUUUUCUGGUAUGCUCCUCUUUGUUGCCUUCUCUAAGUUAACAUUUUUCACUUAACAUCUGUCUUUAUUAUGAAAAUAAGUUGUUUUUUUUCACCAAACUUAGCCUUAAUAGUAGCUACAUUUUUUUUAAUGUUAUUUUAAUAUUUAAUUUAUUGUACUGGUUGGUUCUUUUCAUGUGACGAGACCCCCCCUCCCCUCCAUAUGUAAAGAAAAAAAUGAAAAAAAUGCAAUAUACGAGAGAUUGUUUUUAAAGCUUUUGUAAAUAAAGGCUUCAAACUUUUCUAACAUAUAAGAACUUGAUUUGAGUGAGUUUGAAAUCUGUUUAAGAGUCAUAUUUUAAAUUAUAUACCUUAUAGGUUAUUGAGGCCUAUAUAGGAGAAAGGUACAAGAACAGUCAAUAGCAAUAUAAACAGGCUGAACAUGGCAUCAUUGUAUUUAUCUGAUAAGGCAUCACAGUACAGUACAUAGCCUCACAUGUUCAUAAAGGUAUUUUUCUCCAUUCAUGCACAGAGUAUUAAAAAAAUAUAGAUUGACAAGAUUUUGCAUACAUUUGAGCCAUUUACCAAAAUGAAAACUGAUGCGAAAUGAUGCUGAUGACUCAUUUCCAAACAGAAAAUGUAAUUUAAAAGGACCAAAGGAGUACAAUCAGAACAGAACCCUCACAAGGAAUGAAACAGCUGGAGCAAUCACUGUAUUAUUUCUGCAGCACUUCCAUAUUUGAAUGGAGUUGAAUUGAGAAUGCAGCAAACAUUCUGAAACCGAGGCUUGGAUUUGAAGACCAUAGGCCAGUGUGUCAGGCCUCUGGAGAAAAACAGGAUCUUUGGCUGGCAGUUUGACAAUAAAUAGCACUACAGGAACACUUGACAUGGCAAGAACACUGACAUAAAAAAUAAGACUGAUUGGUGAUGUCUAAGAGCCAAUGGUAUCCUCACCAAUGCCAGAGGAACACAGGAAUCCUUUCAAAUCAAAGAAUAUCAAUAUAGCCCUUAUUCAAAUGAUUAUUAUGCAACAGUGAUGUUACCGCGUUUCCAAGAGAGAGAAACUGGUAUAAUACAUGAAACUAUUUACGUUCUUAUG
Molecule: messenger RNA, 2454 nt
Organism: Oncorhynchus kisutch (coho salmon)
Lineage: Eukaryota; Metazoa; Chordata; Actinopteri; Salmoniformes; Salmonidae
Gene: cnot7
Product: CCR4-NOT transcription complex, subunit 7
Exons: 7
Coding region: 246-1106 (286 amino acids)
Cellular component (GO): CCR4-NOT complex
Molecular function (GO): nucleic acid binding; poly(A)-specific ribonuclease activity
Source: RefSeq, a predicted model, not a curated record